AUGUCUACACCACGCCCGCCUGCUAACAAAGAAGCCGAAGAGAAAGAGCCCGCCAUUCCCUUUCGGACCCAAUUCACCUCGGCUUUUCUCUACUAUACCCGUGUACUCAUCCAAGUACUUGUGGCUGUCUACUCCAUCGUGUUAGUUGCAUCGACUCUGGGAAAACAUAUCACUAAAGACAACUUGCCUGUGGUCAUUCCAUGCGUGUCAGCUAUUCUGUUUAUUGUAGCCUCGUUCUAUCUUUGGAGAAAGAGUGUUCAGCGCUCUUCGCUAUCUAGAAAAAAGCAGCAUCUAUUUCUAUGCCACAGCACGAUUCUUAUGCUAGUUGCUGCGUGCGGGGUAUUCUCAGGAAACGGUUGGUCUUUGUUUCUCGUAAGUGGCCACUUCUUGGACAACAAGAAGUUCUUUCAACUCCUUGGUGCACAUAUACUUGUCUUUAUGCCCACCCUCUUUCUGACAAGCAACAUACUAAUGGGUGUUGUUGGGCUAUACCCAACCAUCGCCCUGAUGUUUGUUGGUCUAGAAGAGAUUCUUUCCGAGCGAGAGCCAAUUAACACCUAUAUUCACAGCCAGCUUUUUUUGGGCGCCAUUUCGAUUCUGUUCGUCAUCUUUUCCUUCAGCUGUAUAUUCUUGGAUCAGUAUGUUGCCUCGUUUGAAACAACCAAGCUUACCCCAUACUGGUCCCAACUUCUCUUGGGAGUAAGUUGA
This is a messenger RNA of Nematocida homosporus, 708 nucleotides long. RefSeq lists its product as uncharacterized. The transcript has a single exon. The coding region runs from base 1 to 708 and encodes 235 amino acids. The record is from RefSeq and is a predicted model, not a curated record. Lineage: Eukaryota; Fungi; Microsporidia.